CUGGCUCGGUGAGGCCUACUGGGCCAUGCGCGUUCUAGGACCCCAACUCUGAGAUCAGAACGCAGGAGCCUGGGCUUGAGCGGGGUCCCCAGGGGCCCCAAGGCGGGGAGGGCGUGUCUGAGGACUCUGUCCCUAAACCUGGAGGGGAGGGUAAGGGAGGACAGUGUGAGGUGGUCUUCGAGAAAGAUCCCCUUCCCGAAUUACCGAACUUUUCUCAGGAUACGUCUUCUGCCCCGACUUCUCCAGACUGCGAGGCUAAAAAAUUGCACCACAGAUUUUACCCAAUCCCUUCCCCCAGGCUUUGCUUGUGGGUUUUUUUUUUUUUUUUUUUCUUACACAUUCCCCAUCUCCCGGGUGCGGCCCCUGGAUCCCGGACACCCCCCAGAUCAGCUGCUUUUCACUGUUUUCCUUGCCCAUGAAGCUCAUCUUUGGGCUGCGUUUGCUUAUACAGAAAGUUUCUUUAGCUGAAUUUUUCUCUUUAAUACUUCCCAAUCCUAAACUAAAUCUACAUAUAUUUUCUCUCCCACUCUCUGGAGGCCCGCACGGUGGAACUUUUUGGGGCUUACAUUUUUACGGGUCCCAGAGCCACUGGGCCUAACUUUGGCGGAGUUGUUUCCUCGCUCCCACUCUAGUUCCUAGAGCUAUUCUUUCUGCUCCUGGUUUUUCUCUCCAACGCUUCUGUCCCAACCUGCAUUAAAAACAAAAAGAAACAAAACUCUGGCCCAACCAGCUCAACUCUGCAACUCCGCCUCUCUCUCCUUCCCUUCACCCUUCAACCUAACUGACCGUUUUGCUCCCGGUUUUCCUGUUUUGCCCUUGGCAUCUUCCUAACUUCUGGGCCAAAACUGUCUCUCUAAUCCCAGUCCCGUCAAACUAACAUUUCUCUAGCCCGUCUCACCCCAAUUAGGCUAAACUUUAGAGAAUCAUCUUUCCUUUUUCAAAUGCUCAUUACAUCCAUCCGAAUCAGUGACUUUCACACUUUACAUGUCACUUUAUUUUUUUUCCAGCGGAAUCACUGAUUCAGACAAAAUCUAACCCCCAGCGUGUAAAGCAGGUCUAAGAGCAGCCGUGGGGAGUCUAGGGAGGAGGCGCUCGGGCUCUGGAGGAGGUUCCGACUGCUCCUUUUCCCAGCAAUUCGGGCCCCGCUAGCCCAGCCUCUGCUGCCCAAAUUUCCCUUUCCAACUUGGGUUCCUCAAGGCUGAGCUUCAGCCUAUCGCGCGGUGUGCUCCUCACCGGGGUUUCUUCCCUCUCCCACCUUCUUUCCCAUCAGGUCGUGUCAUGGAGCUGCGCUCGGAGCUGCCCAGCGUGCCCGGCGCGGCGACGGCGGCAGCGGCUACAGCGACGGGGCCGCCUGUGGCGUCGGUGGCGUCGGUGGCGGCGGCCGCGGCGGCCGCCGCAUCACUACCGGUGAGCGUGGCAGGCGGCUUGCUGCGGGGGCCGCCGCUGUUGCUGCGGGCAGCCGAGAAGUACCCGCGGACCCCCAAGUGCGCACGCUGCCGCAAUCAUGGCGUGGUGUCUGCACUCAAGGGCCACAAACGCUACUGUCGCUGGAAGGACUGCCUGUGCGCCAAGUGCACGCUCAUCGCGGAGCGCCAGCGUGUCAUGGCGGCGCAGGUGGCGCUGCGCAGGCAGCAGGCGCAGGAAGAGAACGAGGCGCGCGAGCUGCAGCUGCUCUACGGCACUGCCGAGGGGCUGGCGCUGGCCGCCGCCAACGGCAUCAUCCCCCCGAGGCCCGCCUACGAGGUCUUCGGUUCAGUGUGCACCGCCGACGGCGGGGGACCUGGAGCGGGAGCGCCCGCGGGGACUGGAGGCGGAGCCGCGGGCGCAGGGGGCGCAGAGGCCAAGUUGCAGAAGUUUGACCUGUUUCCUAAAACGCUGCUUCAGGCAGGCCGCCCAGGCAGCCCGCAGCCACCGCCGGUGAAGCCCUUAUCACCCGAUGGCGCAGACUCGGGGCCCGGAACGUCGUCCCCGGAGGUGCGGCCCGGCUCAGGCUCGGAGAACGGCGACGGCGAAUCCUUUUCUGGUUCGCCCCUAGCUCGGGCCUCCAAAGAGGCAGGUGGCAGCUGCCCAGGCAGUGCUGGCCCUGGCGGCGGCGAGGACGACAGCCCGGGCUCCGCUAGCCCUCUGGGCUCUGAAUCAGGUUCAGAGGCCGACAAAGAAGAGGGUGAGGCCGCGCCGGCGCCCGGGCUGGGCGGAGGCCCGGGUCCACGGCAGCGGACGCCGCUGGACAUCUUGACCCGCGUCUUCCCAGGCCACCGGCGAGGCGUCCUGGAGCUGGUGUUGCAGGGCUGCGGCGGCGACGUGGUGCAGGCCAUAGAGCAGGUGCUGAACCACCACCGCGGGGGCCUGGCGGCCGGCCUGGGCCCUGCGGCGCCCCCAGAUAAGGUCGCUGUGGGUGCCGCAGCAGCUGCAGACGACGCGUGGCCGGGCCGUGUCGACGCCUCCGCCGCCGGAGGGCCCGGGCUGCCUGCGCCGCUGCAGGCCGGGCCCGCCGCACCGCCGCACCACAGACCCUUGCUGGCGAGCGCCAUGGCGCCUGGGGCGCUGGGCUCCUUGAGCAGCCGUUCCGCCUUCUCGCCGCUGCAGCCGAACGCCAGUCACUUCGGUGCGGACGCGGGCGCCUACCCGCUGGGCGCGCCGCUCGGCCUCAGCCCGCUGCGCCUGGCCUACUCGGCGGCGGCGGCGCACAGCCGCGGUCUGGCCUUCAUGGCGCCCUACUCUACCGCCGGCCUGGUGCCCACGCUCGGCUUCCGCCCGCCCAUGGACUACGCCUUCAGCGAUCUCAUGCGCGACCGCUCCGCCGCCGCUGCGGCAGCUGUGCACAAGGAGCCGACCUACGGCGGCGGCCUGUACGGGCCUAUGGUCAACGGUGCUCCGGAGAAGCAGUAGGGCGAGGGGCCUGGCAGCUGGCCGGUCCCCAAACAGAAACCCUAGUCCUGUCCCCGCGAGUCGCCUACCCCUCUUCGCCCAGCGCGGCUUCUGCGCCCUGGCUGGGGUCCUCUCACUCCAAGGUGGUUUUGGGGUUUUGUUCUGGAGGUGGAUGGGGAAGGCUGAGCAAAGGGGGAGCAGCUACGGACAGGUGCAGGUGUUCUCGGAGUGGGUGCGCCACCUGGGUCCUCAUCUUCCACCCAAAGAGGCUUGACCGCUCUUCAAGCCUCCGCAGCCCCCUUUCCAAAAGGCCGGGAAUUUAGGAGAAUUAAGAGGCUGCGACAGCAGCGCAGGGUCCUGCGGCUCCUUAGCUGUGCUCAUCCGGUUCUCGGUGGAUGGCGGGAUAAUCUGAGAGUCUUUUCUGUGUCUCCCCAGCCCCUACUUUAAAAAAAUUUAAAUGUUCACUCUAACAAAUAUAAAUUUAGGAUGUAUAAAUCUCUUGGCACUGAGUUGAGCCUUUGGGACACACGUAUAUAUCGAUACAAUUGUAAAAAAAAAAAAAAAAAGGAAAUGAGUUCUAAGGUGCACUUUCCUUGUUGCGGUAUUUGUCGCUCUCUUUGUUGCUUAUGCCGAUAAGCAUGGGUUUCCUUGGUGCAGUGUGUUUUUAUAUAUGUAUAAAUCUAUAUAUAAUCUAUACAUAUAUAUAUACAAGCCAGUGUAAAAUAUUAUAAAAUGGAAUUCUAAGUUAUUAAUUGUAAUCUGUAGGUGACCUCGGUAUUAACGUAAAAAACAUUCAAAAACAAGCAAAAAAAGGACAAAAUGGAAAAAAAUUAGACUGCGCGCAUUGUACUUAUCAGGUUUAUAGAUUAAAUAUAUUGGAAACUCGGGACGAAUCCUGCCCACCUGCCCCUCUUGCCUGCGGCUGGUCUGUCCCUAAGGAGCCGUGAAGGUGCGCGCUGAAGCAGGAACAGAGCGACGUGUGACUGAGCCAGAACCGCCCGCUCGCGGGCCCAUCCUAGCCUCCCGGGACUCGCCAAACGCCCUGACUGAAGGGCCGGCAGCGGAAAACGCUGCUGCAGAGCAGCACUUCGUGCUUUCCUUUGCAUAGAUAUGAGCUAGAAAUAAAUGUUAUUUUCUAAGAAAACAA
This is a messenger RNA of Callithrix jacchus (white-tufted-ear marmoset), 4015 nucleotides long. RefSeq names its product DMRT like family A2 (gene DMRTA2). The record is from RefSeq and is a predicted model, not a curated record. Gene Ontology annotation, cellular component: nucleus. Lineage: Eukaryota; Metazoa; Chordata; Mammalia; Primates; Cebidae. Gene Ontology annotation, molecular function: protein binding; RNA polymerase II cis-regulatory region sequence-specific DNA binding; DNA-binding transcription factor activity, RNA polymerase II-specific. Gene Ontology annotation, biological process: germ cell development; sex differentiation; regulation of transcription by RNA polymerase II.